CUUGCAUUUUUUUUAUAUAUAUAAAUGUAGUCUUCAUUUUAGCAGUCAUAUUUAGAAAAGUGAAAAAAUGAAAAUUUUCAUUGAUCAAUAUUUUUCAUUCAUAGUAAUAGUCAUAGUGAUAAAUAUUGUAUCUGGUGAUGGAGUUCGAGUAUGGGUGGAGCAGGGAUGGUUGGAAGGUGAACUAUUGGACCUAGUUACUGGAGACGGAACAUUUAAUAGCUUUAAAGGCAUUCCAUAUGCUCAACCUCCUAUUGGAACUCUCAGAUUUAAGCCAACACCGAUUUUGAAACUUUCGGAUAGAAUUUAUAAACAUUUUUUUGGAAAGAAGAGGAUUGAUUUAAACUCUACAAAGGAAUUCAUAAAUUACGCUACUUACAGUACAAUUACGUAUGACGCCAUCAACUUUUUUUUGAGAUUGCCUAUUGUUGAAAACACUGUAAGAUUUAUGUAUAAGUUUUCUAUGGUAUCAAGUAGAAACGUAUAUGGUGAAAAAGGAAUACCAUAUGGGAUCAAUGGCGCUGCCCAUUUGGAUGAUUUGGCAUAUUUAUUUGAUCCAAAAACUUUCAACUUGACUUUAGAUGCUGUAGAAUUCAGUCUUAUAGACCAAGUUACUACAAUCUUUGCUGACUUUGCAAAAACAGGAAAUCCAAUGAAUAGUUCAGCUUUCAACGUCACAUGGCCGUUGUUUAACAAUAAUACCAAGCAAUAUAUGAACUUAGGAAACAAUGGAUCACAAGUCAUAACUACUGUCUCAAGUGUUGAUGAAGAUGAUGAAUUAAACUUUUGGGAAGAGUUCUAUGCUUCCAUUGGAUACUAUCCGUAAUUGCUAUUAUUGUCCAAAAUAAAAGAAUUAAACGAUAA
Messenger RNA from Helicoverpa armigera (cotton bollworm), 861 nucleotides. RefSeq lists its product as uncharacterized. NCBI's taxonomy places the organism in Eukaryota, Metazoa, Arthropoda, Insecta, Lepidoptera, Noctuidae. The coding region runs from base 68 to 823 and encodes 251 amino acids. The record is from RefSeq and is a predicted model, not a curated record. The transcript has 4 exons.